Paramisgurnus dabryanus is the source of this 5731-nucleotide messenger RNA. The record is from RefSeq and is a predicted model, not a curated record. NCBI's taxonomy places the organism in Eukaryota, Metazoa, Chordata, Actinopteri, Cypriniformes, Cobitidae.
GAAAGACAAUAAACCAAGAGAAGAAGAAGAAGAACGUGUAGAAUUUCAUGAAGCAGUGUUUCGAAAGCGGGCAUCACUAAAGUCUAAUUAAAUCGUCUUUAAUUAUUUACUUGGUUUGUCAGCAGGAUUUAUUAAUACGCUAACUGUUAGCAGUGAGAUUGAGUUUUCUUACCCGGACUCACUGUUGUCUCUGGAGCAGGGAUCCAUUGUCCGGACAGCGUCACAAACAUCUCCUGACUCAUACAGUUGUGUACUUUGAGUUCACACCUAUAGAGUGAAAGUGAUUGAGACCUUCAGUGAAGCUCCUCCUACAACAAUCCACCAAUAAAUGCUGGAGUCAAACACACAGAGAAAUCACUCCAUGUGUGACAACUGAAAUCUUCAUGACAUAAUGUUGGUGCCGGUGAAAGAGGAGCUUGAGAAGGUGACAGAUCCACAACCAUGCAAAAUAAAGGAAGAAGAUACAGAGGAACAAAUAGAUAUGAUGGAAGUGAAAGAGGAGAGUCAAGCUGAAGUGGAUGAGAAACAUCAGAUUGUAAAAAUAAACCAUAAUUUUUCACAGAAAGAAACUCUGAAGACAGAAGACAUAAAGUGUGAAAAUAGUUUCAGAGAAGAUGAACGCCCUGAAGAUCACAAGAGGACUCACAGUGAGGAGAAACCUUACACAUGUCAACAGUGUGGAAAGAGUUUCAGAACAAAAGAGAACCUUAGAUCACACAUGAGGACUCACAGUGAGGAGAAACCUUUCACAUGUCAACAGUGUGGAAAGAGCUUCAGAAGAAAAGCUCACCUAAAAGAUCACAAGAGGACUCACAGUGAGAAGAAACCUUUCACAUGUCAACAGUGUGGAAAGAGUUUCAGAAGAAAAGAUCACCUUAAAACACACAUGAGUAAUCACAGUGAGGAGAAACCUUUUACAUGUCAACAGUGUGGAAAGAGUUUCAGAAGAAAAGAUAACCUUAAAACACACAUGAGUAAUCACAGUGAGGAGAAACCUUUCACAUGUCAACAGUGUGGAAAGAGUUUCAGAACAAAAGUUAGCCUUAACUUACAUGUAAGGAUUCACACCGGAGAAAAAACACACGCAUGCCAUCACUGUGAAAAGAGUUUUAAAACUGUCGGUGAUCUUAACAAACAUUUGAGGAUUCACACUGGCGAGAAACCACACGCAUGCCAUCACUGUGAAAAGAGUUUUACAACUGUCGGUGACCGUAACAAACAUUUGAGGAUUCACACUGGAGAGAAACCAUACACAUGCCAUCACUGUGAAAAGAGUUUUACAACUGCCGGUGACCUUAAGAAGCAUUUGAGGAUUCACACUGGAGAGAAACCUUACACUUGUCAACUAUGCAGAAAGAGUUUCACCUUUAACUCAGGCCUUUUCCAACACAUGAAAACUCACAGUGGGGAAAAGCUACACGCAUGCCAUCACUGUGACAAGAGUUUCCUAGAUAAAGUUAAACUUAAGAUACACAUGAGAAUUCACACUGGAGAGAAACCAUUUACAUGUCAUCUGUGUGGAAAGAGUUUCACAAUAAAAACUACCCUUAACGUACACAUGAUGAUUCACACCGGAGAGAAACCACAUCCGUGCCAUCACUGUGAAAAGAGUUUUGUAACUGCAUGUAACCUUAGAAAACAUUUGAGAAUUCACACUGGAGAGAAACCUUACACUUGUCAUCUGUGUGGAAAGAGUUUCGUUACAAAUCCCAACCUUAAAAUACACAUGAGGAUUCACACCGGAGAGAAACCACAUCCAUGCCAUCAGUGUGGAAAGAGUUUUACAACUGCAGGUAAACUUAAGACUCACAUGAGAAGUCACACUGGAGAGAAGCCUUACAUAUGCUCUCAGUGUGGAAAGAGUUUUUCUGCUGAAAGUAACUUUAAGAUUCAUGCAAGAAUUCACACUGGAGAGAGAGCGUUCACUUGCCAUGAGUGUGAAAAAUGUUUCAGAAGUAAGAGUAACCUUAUAACACACAUGAAAAUUCACAAAGGAGAGAAACCUCACGUGUGUUUUCAGUGUGGAAAGUGUUUCAGUAUGGAGUGUCAACUUAAGAAACACAUGAUAACUCACAGCGAAAAGAAACCUCACGCAUGUCUUCAGUGUGAAAAGAGUUUUAUAGAUAAACGUGGACUUGAGACUCACAUGAGAACUCACACUGGAGAGAAACCUUACAUUUGUCCUCACUGUGAAAAGAGUUUUACAAGUGAAGGCACUCUUAGAUCACACAUGACAGUUCACACAGAAGAAAAAACUUUCACAUGUCAUCACUGUGGAAAGGGUUUUACAGUAAGACGUGACCUUAAUGAUCAUGUGAGAAUUCACACCGGAGAGAAACCAUACGUGUGUCAACAGUGUGGAAAGAGUUUCAGGACAAAACCAAACCUUAAUGCACAUUUGAUCACUCACACUAAAGAGAAACCGUUCACAUGCCAUGAGUGUGAAAAGAGUUUCAAAACAAAAGCUAACCUUAAAAAACACGCAAGAUUUCACAAUCAGUAGAAAACAUUCAUGUGUCAACAUUGUGGAUAUGGCAACAAAGUUUAGAAAUCAGAUGAGGUCUUAUUAAUAAAACUGUCUGGAGGAUCCUUACUCAAAGUCUACAUGCAUACAAAAGCCAAAAAUGGCGUAUGGCAAAAAAGAUUGGGACCGUUUCUCAUUUUGUGUUCUUGUGAAACAUCAUCAAUUGCAGCCCAAGAACUGUUCCAAUUCCAAGUUCACAUCAAGUCAAGUUCACAUAACAUCUCAAUGUGUUCUUGAUCCACUCAUUUUAUCGAGAAUGCAUCAGGAGGUGACUUGUGUGGACUUACGACAGAAAAGUUUCCCAGAAUGCAUUUCACAUCAACGGCAGUGGAGCUUAAAGUCUGCACAAUAUUUGAAAUAUUACUCUUUUUGUGUCAUAAAAUGUAGCCGUUUAGUCGAGAAUAUAGAUGAAUAAACUUCAAAUCCGUGGUCAGUUAGUAAAGAUAGCGCCUAUAUUAACAUUUCCUCUGAAAAUUUUGGAUAUUUGAGUUCAAGUUCAUCCUCGGGCAGUCAGCGCCGUGUACAACGCCCAGAGCAACCUCAUCUCUGCAAGUCCUUCUGAAAUUUGCCACUGUCUCAGUGCAGCUGCUCUGCCCUUCAGUCUCAUCAAUUAAUUUUUGUUUAUUAUUCAUUUGAAGUGUUAUUUGUUAUUAUCAUAACAUGAGAGUAUGGGGAUAGACUCUCUUUUGUAGCGAGCCAGUUGAUGAAUUGCAGUUUAAGCUGGGUACACACCAAAAGAUAAUCGGGCUGAUUUGGGGCUGACCCCCCCCUCCAACAAACUAUCAUAUUAUGUUUGGAGUGAUUUGGUUCGAUAAUAAGUAUCUCUGUCUUAUUGGAGUUUAGCAUAAGGAAGUUAUGUGCAAUCCAGUCCCUAAUAUCGCUAAUGCAGUCUGUUGGCUUAGAAAACUGUUGGGUUUUGCUAGAUGUGACGAGAUGUAAAGCUGGAUAUAAUACACAAAGCAGUGAAAACUUAUGUUAUGUUUCCUGAUAAUGUCUCAUAGAGGUAACAUAUAUAACGAGAAUAGGAUAGGACCUAAAACGGAACCCUGUGGUACGUCGUGUUUAACCAGGGAUUGAUAUGACUCUUCCUCAUUUACAUAAACAAAGACCACAGAUACCAACAUAGUUUUCUAGUCUGUUGAGUAGGAUUGUGUGAUCUAUUGUGUCAAAGGCUGCUCUAAGGUCUAGUAAUAUAAGAAUUGAGAUUUCACCACGAUCGGAUGUUAAAAGGAGGUAAUUUGUAACUCUAAUUCUGAUUGGAACUUUUCAUAUGUACCAUUAUUCACUAAGAAUGUGCAUAGCUGGCUUGUCACUACUUUUUCUAAUACCUUAGAAAGAAAAGGGAGAUUUGAGAUUGUUAUUAAGAUCUCCCUGGUCAAGGUGUGGUUGUUUAAUGAGCAGUCUAAUAAAUGCUAGUUUGAAAGCUGUCUAGCGAUGAGUUAAAGAUAUUUAGUACUGGGUCUGACACUACAGGGAAUACCUCUUUUUAAGUAGUUUUGUGGGAACGGGGUCUAAUAUACAGGAUGAUGAUUUGGAUGAUGUUACUAAUUUAGACAGCUCUACUAUUGUAUAAGGUUGUAUAAGGUAUAUUGUAUAAGGUUUAAAUGACUCAAGAUGUUCGUAUGGUAAUACGACAAACAGUGGCUGUUUGCGUAGCUUCGAAGUUUUCCCUAAUAACAGUAAUUUUCUUAGUAAAGACGUUCAUGAAGUAGUUACUAUUGUGUUGGAGUUUGCUAUUGGUUUCUGUUUGUUCUUUGUUUCUAGUCAGUUUUGAAACUUUGUUAAACGAGGGUUGUUAUGAUUUUCUUUAAUAAGCUUGCUGAGAUAGGUAGAGACAAGGCAAGCAUUAGCCAGCACUUUAAGUUUGCAUCUAAUGUCAUGACGCUCUGGCUCCCGGUAUACAUUCGACUAUGGUGGCUGGUGUCUCAAUCUUCAUGUUGUUGAGAAUAGAAUCACCAAUAACCAGGGCACUUUUAACAGACAUAUCAGCAGGUGUAUUGCUGAGGGAGGAGAAUCUGUUAGAAAUGACUACUGGAGCGUGAGCUGGUGGGCCCCGGGUACGACUCUGCCGCCUGACAGUCACCCAGUUAGUCUGCCACCUUGACUCUGAUGUCAGAACCGAGCCAUGUGUAUUACACCUAACACUAGAGGCAACCGAAACAGUGUUUGUAACAUUAGCGUUCUUACUGUCCUCAACUAGCGUUCGGAUGCGCGCUUCUAGAUCUGCAACCUUCUCAGUCAGCCUUACUACUUCAAUACACUUAGUGCAUGUAAACCCCUUUGUGCUUACGGCAGAAGCUAAACUGUACAUGUGGCAAGUAGUAAAGGUUACAAUAAGAAGCGGAGUCUUACUGCUUUCAUGCUGGGCGAUGCGGUCUCCGUUUAUUCGAAUGCGGUCCCUAAAGGCAGAUUUACAGUAAGCAGACAUAAGCAAAUGCUACUUGAGCCGGCACCAUUUGUUGAUGCUAGCGGGCUAUAUGCUAACACUGGGUGUUUACUAGUGAUAAAUCGUUUCGCUUGGUAAUACUGUUCAAUAAUCGUCACGGUAAAGUAUUCCUAAGAUAAACUAAUAAGUUAUAUUAUAUAGAUGGGAACAAGAUAGUAAGAAAAUAAGAUUUAGAUGAUGAACACGACAGAGCUCCAAUGCACGCAGCAGCGUUGCGUCUCUCUCUCUCUCUCUCUCUCUCUCUCUCUCUCUCUCUCUCUCUCUCUCGCGCGCGUCUCUCUAUUGCGUCUCUCUUCACUUACUUGUCUCCACAACACAUGCACAUUUAGGCUUUCUGCCUUUGUGACAACCAGAGAUGUAAAAAAGCAGUCCAGUGUAUUUAAUGACAUUUCUUUAUGCCCGUUGUUUGUUAUCUUUGUUUACUGUAAAGUCACGUUUGGACCGAGAAACAUUGCAAGAUUUUGUGUGAUUUCCUGUGUUCACAGUCGAGCGUCUGCCGUCUGGUUGAAAAUCUGUCCGUGUAUGGUGUGCUGUCUUUGUCACAUCAUUGCACACCACAAUCUAUAGGAGCAAAACAGUUAAAUCUAGGAUUUUUAUCCUCAUGUUUGUGGUCUAUCACAUUUUGAAACUCUUAUGAUGUAAAAUAUCUUUUGGUGUGUACCCAGCAUUAAAUCACUUCCAUAUUGCCCCUCAAAAUGCUUGUGUUGCCUGAACCACAUUCAAGCAAGGUUUUUGCAUUUUAUAUAUAUAUAUAUAUUUUU